Molecule: messenger RNA, 321 nt
Organism: Cooperia oncophora
Lineage: Eukaryota; Metazoa; Nematoda; Chromadorea; Rhabditida; Trichostrongylidae
Source: the annotation of a GenBank genome assembly
AUGUGCUUCGAUAAUGGUGUUCAUUAUUCGAUUGGUGACACCUUCCGUAACGGAUCAUUCCGAUUGACAUGUGGACGAGAUGGUAUUAUCAUUGAAGUGAUUGGAUGUGUCCGUGAUGGCCAGCAGUACAAUAUUGCUCAAGUAUUCACUGAUAGGCAUGUCCGAUACCAGUGCAAAAACGAUGGAUCACUUGAUGUGCUAGGUUGUGUCGACGAGGGGCUUUUCCUUGAUCUCGGGCGAGAUCUCCUGAUGAACGGAAUGGUUCAUCGAUGUUACCAAGUCGGCAUGACGACGUUCUAUCACAAUGGUUCGUUCCGUCGG